ACGGCGCGUGGGUGCAGGGAGGAGACAGGUGGCCGGGAGGCUGCGACGGAGAGAGCCCCCGGGAGGGAGCCGCUGCUGCCCACGGGCGGGAACCAGGCGGAGAGGGACGCGGCGCGGGGCAGUGAAGCCAUGGCCCAGCCCCCGCCGGGGGGCGCCCCCCAGCCCCCGUACCUCCACAGCAUGCCCGCCAGCGUGCUGGAGGAUUUCUGCCAGAAGAUGGACUGCCUGAGCGACUACGACUGGAUGCGCUUCGCCUCCUAUGUGAUAACUGAUCAGACAGAGCUGCGCAAAAUCAAGUGCAUGGAGAAGACAGGAAUCAGCAUAACGAGAGAGCUCAUGUGGUGGUGGGGAGUGAGGCUUGCAACAGUUCAACAGCUACUGGAACUUCUCCAGGGACUGCAACUCUACCGAGCAGCACAAGUAAUUCUGGACUGGGUAUCAGUCUCUAAUAUUUCUAAUUCUGCAAAAGUGCCAUUAGAGUCCCCUAAACAGGAGAGCACACCCUGGUACCCUGCUGAAAAUGAGAUUGGACCGUCACCAGAUUUACCAUACAUAUGUGUGUCAACAGCACCUAAUUCAGUGUCUGGAGGAAUCUUAUACUCACUCCCUUAUCCACAACCUCCCCCAGAGGAUCUUAUGAAUUCCCUACAGUCAAAUCCUCCUCUUUCAUUGAGUGUGAAGCCCUGUGGUUCUUCUAGACCUCGGCAGGAAAUGCUUGCUGAUCUCCCUAGUGGGAGCCUUUUGUGGACCCAGGAGGAAGUGAUAAAUGCUACCAAUGGCUUCAGUGAGGAGAACAGAAUUAAUGAAGGCAUUUUUGCUGAGGUCUACAAAGGUCAGAGACACAAUGUAGUAUACGUCAUUAAAAGGCUCAAAGAGAUGGAAUGUACAAGCCAGAAUUCAAUACAAAGAUUCUUUCAUACAGAAGUACAGAUGUGCUUUAGGUGUUGUCACAUUAACAUUUUACAACUAGUGGGUUUCUCACUAGAAAAUGGAUAUCACUGUCUGAUAUACCCCUUCAUGGAUAAUGGAUCUCUUGAAGACAGACUCCAGUCUCAAGUUGAUCCUACACCAUUAACAUGGGAGAAACGCAUCAUGAUUUCUAUAGGACUUAUCCGAGCCAUUCAGUAUCUCCAUAACUUUGGGAUUCUGCAUGGGAAUGUCAAGAGCUCCAAUGUUCUGCUGGAUGAAAACUUCACACCAAAACUUGGACAUUCAGGUCUCCGACUGUAUUCCAUGGAAAAAAAAUCAGAUUAUGCUGUGAUGAAAACCAAAAUUUUACAAGCUUCCCUCACUUACCUGCCAGAAGAUUUGGUCAGGCAUGGACACCUAACACAAAAAAUUGACAUCUUUGGUUGUGGAAUAGUUUUAGCAGAGAUGCUGACAGGCACUAAGGCAAUGGAUGAAGGAAGAACCCCUAUCUAUCUGAAAGAUGUAAUUACUGAUGAAAUUCAAACAGCAAAAGAAUGUUCAUGCUCCAAGCACAAAACCUUUGAAAAUCUUGCUGCCAAGGAAAUAUGCUGUAAAUAUCUAGACAGGAAAGUGGGACACUUUCCAGCAGAAAUUGCUGUUCACUUUGCCACUGCCAUCUGCAUUUGUCUGCGGAAAAAGAAUCCUGACAUAACAGAGGUGCACGAAAUGAUGGAAAUGGCUGAGCGUAAAAUAAGAGAUCACAGCAUUCUUGAAGGUAGCACUUUUUCUGGAUUCUCCAUUAACAUUCCAGAAGAAACAGAUGACGAGACUGCUAGUCAUAAUAGCAAUGAGGACAGUUCAAAGGCAAGGUCCCUGAAGUGUUCAAAUUCAUCCCCACCUUUACUAAGAGACUUGCCACCUGAAACUUACAAUGGACAAAUGUCACGGGUCCCUUGUGAAUCGGAUGAAUCAAGUAGCUUCGUAUGGGAUCCUGUGGAGAGUUCUGCAUAUGGUCCACCUAGCAGUGGCUGCACCAGUCCAAAAAAUGCUACAUCCUCUCAUUCCAGGAGCAAUGAUGAAAUAUGUUCAAGUGGCUUCCAGAAAAGAAAUAUGGCAUCCAAUGAAAAUAAAAACACUUUGGAAAUGGUACCUCCUGCAGAAAGAAUGGUUCCUUCAAACAAUGCAAACCUGGACCUGUCAUGUUCUUCAAAAGGAUUAGCCAAAGAAACCUCUUGGGAAAUAAAGAUCAAUGAUAAAAAAAAGAAGCUUAUGGAAAAUAUUUUACUAUAUGAAGAAGAUAAGUUAAACAGCUCUGAACUCUUUGAGUCUCAAAUAUGACUGAAUUAUCAGCAAUGGCAUCUUGGAAGAAGAAAUUGGGAAUCUUUUUCUGGUAGCAAGAUGGUAAAAGCUAAGCCACAUGCUUCAUGUAAGGUUAAGUAGGAUGUUUUUAACUGACAGGUUAAACCUCUUUGGAGGGGAAAAAAAAAGUCACAUCUCAGAUGAUUCCAAGAGAAUGUUCACUACAGUGUUAAGCAGAAUGCAACUUUUAUGAUCUGAAAAAUCAGCAUUGUCCUCUUUCUCCUUGCCUUACUGUGCUGAAAAAAAAAAUUGGCAAAUUGACCGUUAGCUUAAGACCACCUGUUUUGCACUGGACUUCAUAAAGCUUUUUUGUACAGUGUAUUUAUUUUAUGAAAAAUUAGAAUCCUGCACACUAUGCUGCAGGAUAUAUACACACAGUCUCACAUACUAGUUGGCUGUACUUGCUAAUAUCCAUUGCAUUUAGCAUAGGUAGGGUGAACAAUUGGAACUACUUUCCAUUGUUUCAAAACAAAGUAGCUAGUUUUAGGAAAGUAAACGACUAGUCCACUAUUCGAUAUGCUAGUUGACUAGUUGCCUCCCCUCCUCCCCCUUUGCUGCCUCUAUCAGAAAGAGGCAACAAGUUGGGGGGUAGAAGAGGGGUGCUUCAAAGUGGCAGUGCGGUGUGGGUACCAGGGCCAGACCCCGGGUUCCAUGUGGUGCUGCUGCUCUGAAAUGCUGCGUGCUGCCUGGGGCUAGCUGGGAUUCCCCAGCUGGCUCUGGGAUGCACGCGGCAUUUCAAAGCAGCAGUGUCAUGUGGAGCCCGGGGUCAACUGGGGACUCCCCCACUGAUCCCAGGCUCCAUGUGGCACUGCUGCUUUGGAGCCUGACACCGGGCACCCUGCGGCAUUUCAAAGUACUAAUGCUGCUUGGAGCCCGGGGUCAGCUGGUAACUCAAGUGACCCAAGGCUCCAUGAGGCACUGCCACUUUGAAAUGCUGUCAGGUGCAUGGAGCCAACGGAGGACUGCUUGAGUCCCCCCACUGACCUCAUGCUUCCCACAG
This is a messenger RNA of Pelodiscus sinensis (Chinese soft-shelled turtle), 3268 nucleotides long. RefSeq names its product interleukin 1 receptor associated kinase 2 (gene IRAK2). Gene Ontology annotation, biological process: protein phosphorylation; signal transduction. Gene Ontology annotation, cellular component: plasma membrane. Gene Ontology annotation, molecular function: protein kinase activity; protein binding; ATP binding. Lineage: Eukaryota; Metazoa; Chordata; Testudines; Trionychidae. The record is from RefSeq and is a predicted model, not a curated record.